CCACUGUCUGACGCUAACGCAGGAAGUACGUCACUACGUCCCCGGUUACGUGGCUCUGCUGUGGAAGCUCUUCCCGGUUGUAGUGCCAGCAAGGCUCCCCGGCUUCGGGCUACUACUCCAUUGACUGGAGAUACCUGAACCCUUCCAAUAAACAUAUAACAGUCUGUCAGAAACCAGCUGUUUGUCAUCUUGUUGUUACUAAAGAGGUUUCCGGUGUAAUCAGCCGUUCACCACUUCCAGUCAUGGACACGUUUAGCAACUCGCACAAGAAACAGAAGCUAAGCAACGCUCCCGAGAGCUGGGGAAUGCAACGUGCCACUAAUGUCACCUAUCAAGCCCAUCAUGUCAGCAGAAACAAGCGAGGGCAGGUUGUGGGCACAAGAGGAGGGUUCAGAGGCUGCACCGUUUGGCUAUCUGGUUUGUCUGGUGCAGGUAAGACCACAGUGAGCAUGGCUCUGGAGGAGUACCUUGUGUGUCACGGUAUCCCUUGCUACACCCUGGAUGGGGACAACAUUCGUCAGGGAUUAAACAAAAACCUGGGCUUCAGCCCAGAGGACAGGGAAGAGAACAUUAGGCGCAUUGCUGAGGUGGCCCGGCUUUUUGCUGAUGCUGGUCUGGUCUGCAUCGCUAGCUUCAUCUCUCCCUACAGCAGGGAUCGCCUUCAUGCCAGAAAGAUCCAUGAGGCCGCUGGGCUGCCCUUCUUUGAGGUGUUCGUGGAUGCUCCACUCGAUGUCUGCGAACAGAGGGAUGUGAAGGGGCUGUACAAGAGAGCCAGAGCAGGGGAGAUACGAGGCUUCACUGGAAUAGACGCAGAGUACGAGAAGCCCGAGGCUCCAGAGCUGGUUCUGAAGACGGACUCCUGCAGUGUGAAUGAGUGCAUUCAACAGCUCAUAGAUCUGCUUCAGGAGAGGGAUAUAGUUCCUGUGGAUGCAUCUUACGAGGUGAAAGAGCUCUACGUUCAGGAGAACAAACUGGACCUUGCGAAGGCUGAUGCAGAGAUCCUGCCUGCAGUGCAGAUUGGAAAGGUGGACAUGCAGUGGGUGCAGGUGCUGGCUGAAGGCUGGGCCACUCCUCUGAACGGCUUUAUGAGGGAGAGAGAGUUUUUGCAGAGUCUUCAUUUUAACUGUCUCCUGGAUGGUGGUGUCAUCAACCUGUCAGUCCCUGUGGUGCUGCCGGUGUCUUCUGCAGAUAAAGAACGUAUGGAUGGUGUGACAGCCAUAGCUCUGGUCUACGAGGGCAGGCGAGUGGCCAUCCUCCGCAACCCUGAGUUUUAUGAACACCGCAAAGAAGAGCGAUGUGCUCGCCAGUGGGGCACUACCUGCAAGGACCACCCGUACAUCAAGAUGGUGAUGGAAAGUGGGGACUGGCUGGUGGGGGGAGACCUGCAGGUUCUGGACAGGAUCCGCUGGAACGAUGGACUCGAUCAGUACCGACUGACACCCACCGAGCUCAAGCAGAAGUUUAAAGAGAUGAAUGCAGAUGCUGUAUUCGCCUUCCAGCUUCGUAACCCAGUCCACAAUGGCCAUGCUCUUCUGAUGCAGGACACCCACAAGCGCCUCAUUGAGCGGGGUUACCGCCGGCCCGUUCUACUGCUCCACCCACUGGGAGGCUGGACCAAGGACGACGACGUCCCGUUGCCCUGGCGAAUGAAGCAGCAUGCUGCCGUCCUGGAGGAGGGCGUCCUGAAUCCAGAGACAACUAUCGUAGCCAUCUUUCCUUCACCCAUGAUGUACGCUGGGCCAACUGAGGUUCAGUGGCAUUGCAGAUCUCGAAUGGUUGCCGGAGCCAACUUCUACAUCGUGGGUCGUGACCCCGCAGGCAUGCCCCACCCUGACACUCCGGGAAAGGACCUGUACGAGCCCACUCAUGGUGCCAAGGUGCUAACCAUGGCUCCUGGCCUCAUCACCCUGGAGAUCGUUCCCUUCAAGGUCGCUGCUUACAACAAGAUCAAACGAGCUAUGGACUUCUAUGAUCCUAAAAACCAUCAAGACUAUGAUUUCAUCUCCGGCACGCGUAUGCGCAGGAUGGCUCGCGAGGGGGAUAAUCCACCCGAUGGCUUCAUGGCACCUAAAGCUUGGUCUGUGUUGAAAGAAUACUACAAAUCACUGGAGAUAGCCUAGAGGUUGAGUGUCAGAUGCUGCAAAUGAACAAACAAAAUAAAAACAUGGAGACGUGUUGGUUUUACUGAUAGUUGAAAAGGCGAAUGUGGGGACCACUUAUGUAUCAUGAAAAACCACGCUACGGCUUGUGUCUGCCUUACUUUUACAAUUUACGGUUGGUCAUAAAGCUGGUUAUUUUUAGUCUUAUUAUGUUUGUGUUUUAACUCAUUUGACUAAAUUUACUGUAAAAAGAGGAGAGGUCUGAGGAGAGAGAACGAACAAAUUUAAUAAAAAGAGAUGUUUGUGUUUCUCACAAACUGUAAUACUGUAUACUGGUGACUGGUUAAAAAAGAUACUGUUAAAAAAAAAAGGAUCACAGCUCUAUGGAAAGUACUGUUGACCAGUGCUCGAGGACGCCAGAUUGAAUGUUGAAUAUGAGUGAUGUCCAAAUUUAAAAAGCCCCUGCACCUGCUGGAGUUGAUUUAACUCACCGCGGAAACACAAACAAGCUGCUUUUGUACGCUUGUGUUUGCAAGUGGCAGUGGUAAUUGCUCAAAAUUUGGUGUACACAAGUAUUUGACGUAAAAAGCUGAGUGCCUUGGUCUUUAGAAAGUGAAUUCACAUGAUGUCUUGUUUGAAUUAGGAAACACAGACACACAGACCUGCUUCUCGUCCCUCUAGUCGUACUGUUACACCAGAACGGUCCAGUAGUUCAAGUAACUGUCUGCAAAGAAAAGAUCAGCAUUAAACAUGUUUUUACUUGGAUGUGCAUCUCUCACCUUCAAGAAAAACCUUUUAACAUUUCAUUUUUGUCAUUUUGAGUCUAUUUAUUCUGUCCUAACAUUGCAAUAUUGACUCUUUUUUAACAGUGUUGUGAAAAUAGUUCUAAAGCUUUAAGGUUGUCGUCUCUCAGCAGUCUUGAUAUUUUGUUAAUGUUUCAUCGUUUGUAUUUUUUUUCCCCUCAUGGGUUGCUAAUAUUUUCCAUGUGGUAAUUCAUUUUUAAGAGAGGGUCUGUAUAAUCAGAGGGUUGAUGGUUACCAUCAAGGGAUCAGAUUUGUAAUCUUCCUUGUCCAAUAAACCAUUUCUAGCAAAAGAA
Notolabrus celidotus (New Zealand spotty) is the source of this 3195-nucleotide messenger RNA. RefSeq names its product 3'-phosphoadenosine 5'-phosphosulfate synthase 1 (gene papss1). The transcript is spliced from 12 exons. NCBI's taxonomy places the organism in Eukaryota, Metazoa, Chordata, Actinopteri, Labriformes, Labridae. Bases 243 to 2120 code for a protein of 625 amino acids. Gene Ontology annotation, molecular function: ATP binding; adenylylsulfate kinase activity; sulfate adenylyltransferase (ATP) activity. Gene Ontology annotation, biological process: sulfate assimilation; 3'-phosphoadenosine 5'-phosphosulfate biosynthetic process. The record is from RefSeq and is a predicted model, not a curated record.